Messenger RNA from Colletotrichum tamarilloi, 174 nucleotides. RefSeq lists its product as uncharacterized. The transcript has a single exon. NCBI's taxonomy places the organism in Eukaryota, Fungi, Ascomycota, Sordariomycetes, Glomerellales, Glomerellaceae. The record is from RefSeq and is a predicted model, not a curated record. Bases 1 to 174 code for a protein of 57 amino acids.
AUGCCAAGAAAGUACGUGAUUGACUUUCAAGUUGGGGAUGCUCUUGGGUUCAUCCCAGCUGUGGCGUACGCUCUAACGCAGGGGCAUGUACGGAUAUUCGUAUUGACAAUAGCCGUCGUCCGAGGAUGCGGCCACCCGAAAUUUCUGGCUGGGAAUCGGAACGAUACAUCGUAA